GCUUAUUCAUUUUUUCUUUUUGUGAGGAGGGGAAACAUAACGGUCGUAACUACCAUAAUGGAGAACAACAAAGACGCCGGCGACGAACCGCCACGUUCUCCCAUGGCGGACCCCACAGAAUCCGAUCCCAAACUAGAAACCAAAUCAGAAACCGACUCACAGCCACCGCCGAACGAGGGAGGGGAGGAUGCAGAGAGCGCAGAGAAGAAGGAAGAGACCGGAGAGGAUGUUAUUGAUGAUCCUCCGCUUUCAACCCCGCUAAGCCUCGAGAAGGCGCACGAAGACAUGGAUCAAUUCCUCGAAACACUGAAACAGAAGGAGGAAGCGUCGGUUGAGAUGCCUGUUUUCCUUGACAAGUUCUUGGAUCUGGUGGAGGACAAGAUAGCAAGGUACGACGCGGGAGACGAUAGAGCGGAUGAUUCGUCGUUGUUGGAAGCGGUGAGCCGGAUUUCGAGCCUAAUGAAAACCGUACAGACUCAGCACCAACCAGAACCGCUCAUGAACCGCAUCGGCUCGAUCCAGCAGCGUGCAAUGACGUACUUGGAGGAAGAUUUCCGGUUGUUGAUGGAACAAUAUAGAAACGCUACGGAAUCAGAUCCCGGCGGCCAUGACCACAAGGGGAAGCACGUGGAGGAACAGCCGCAGGAGGAUUCCGAGAACGCGCCGGAGGAAUCCGAGUUGGAUUUCCCGGGAUAUUCCGAGGAAACUAUUUCCAGCCUGAAAGAGAUUGCCGGCGAAAUGGUCGCCGGCGGUUACACCGCUGAGUGCUGCCAGGUUUAUAUGACCUCAAGGAGGAACGCGUUCGACGAUGCUCUGCAAAAAUUAGGGUUCGAGAAGUUUAGCAUCGACGAGGUCCAGAAGGCGCAUUGGGAGACUCUUUCGAGGGAGAUGAUCCCGUCUUGGAUUAACACGUUCAAGCAGUGCGCCGCCGUGUACUUCCCCGGCGAGAGGAGGUUGGUGGAUGAGGUGUUCGCCGAUCGGCCUGAAUUGGCAGCGGGGAUCUUUAGCAACCUCUGUCGCGGCGUGGUGAUCCAGCUGCUGAACUUCUUGGAGGGAACAGCGAUGACAAAGCGCGCGGCGGAGAAGCUCUUCAAGCUCCUCGACAUGUAUGAGACCGUUCGGGAUGUGAUCCCGAAAAUGGACGAGCUCUUCUCCGAGGAGCACGUGGCGGAAGAGCUGAAGACGGAGCUGAAUCUGGCCAAGUCGAGGCUUGGCGAGGCUACUAUCUCCAUCUUCGGCGACUUCGAGAACAAUAUAAAGUCUGAUACCGGAAAGACGCCGGUGCCAGGUGGCGCCGUACACCCUGUGACGCGCUAUGUGAUGAACUACCUUAAUACAAGUGGUGAUUACAAGGAGACGUUGGAGCAGGUUUUCAAGGAGCAUUCGAAGAUCGAGCGCGCAGAUUCCACCAGUAGGCCCCAUGGCGAGAGUCAGGGGCAGAAUGGGAAAGAGGAUGAGAAGGCAGCUGCGUCGCCGUUUGCAGCGCAGGUGAUGAGGGUGAUGGACUUGCUGGACUCCUACCUCGACUCCAAGGCCAAGCUCUACAAGGAUAGUUCUCUAACUUCCUUUUUCAUGAUGAACAAUGGAAGGUACAUUCUGCAAAAGAUAAAGGGGUCAAUUGAGAUGGCGCAAGUGAUGGGAGACAACUGGUGUCGGAAGAGAUCCUCAGAGCUUCGAGCAUACCACAAAAAAUAUAUGAGAGACACAUGGCACAAAGUGUUAGAAUCCCUGAAACAUGAGGAGCUGACGGUGAACGGCAAGGUUGAUAAACCUAAACUAAAGGAAAGGUUCAAGACCUUCAACGCCUUGUUUGACGAGAUCCACAGGACACAGAGCUCGUGGGUUGUGAAGGACGGGCAGCUCCAAUCAGAGCUUAGGGUCUCCAUCUCCGCUGUAAUCAUCCCCGCUUACAGGGCUUUUCUUGGAAAAUACGCUCAGGUAUUGGAUCCUGGCCGCCAAACAGAGAAGUAUAUCAAGUACCAACCUGAAGAUAUAGAGAACUAUAUUGAUGAGUUAUUUGAUGGAAAGCCUCAUCAGUCUAUUGCCAAAAGGAAAACAUGACCUUCAAUUUAUUUAUAUUAUUCAUCUUAUCCUUCUCCACCAUUACCACCACCACCCAAAACUUCCUAUAUGAUCGUGAGGAUGAUGAGUAGUUAUAUAUAUGACAAUAUUUAUAUACGCAAGUAUAUAUAUAUACAUAUUUAUAUAUUUUUUUUAACUUUUAAACAGAAUAAAAAAUUGAAAAUACAAAAGGGAAAAAAAAAAGAAUAUUGUAAGAAGCAGAAAAGAAAAGGUGCUUUGGCAUGAAGAUGGAGCAGAAAGAAGGGGUUCGGCAUACUGCUUGCAUGCAUGUAUACGUGCAUGUGGAUGGU
This is a messenger RNA of Arachis duranensis, 2372 nucleotides long. RefSeq names its product exocyst complex component EXO70B1. Gene Ontology annotation, cellular component: exocyst. The transcript is spliced from 2 exons. The record is from RefSeq and is a predicted model, not a curated record. Gene Ontology annotation, biological process: exocytosis. The coding region runs from base 58 to 2061 and encodes 667 amino acids. Lineage: Eukaryota; Viridiplantae; Streptophyta; Magnoliopsida; Fabales; Fabaceae. Gene Ontology annotation, molecular function: phosphatidylinositol-4,5-bisphosphate binding.